CUCCAUUUAUUGUAUUUAUAUAUGAAUGUGUAUACUUGAAACAAUUCUGCAUAUAAAGAAUUCCCAGAUAGCCUAAGAACAGACAAAACCCUUAAGGGUUCACAUGAUCAUAUCUAUAUUGCAAACAGUGAGUUAAAUAUGAAGGUUUCUCUCUUACAUUUAAUUGGUUUUCUUCUUUUAGGAGGAGUGCUCCCUAUUCAUGCUGCUCUCAUCCGCCGCCAUAAGUUCGUGUUGACAGAUACUCCAUACACAAGGCUAUGCAGCAACAAGAGCAUAUUAGUAGUAAAUGGACAAUUUCCAGGGCCAACUAUAUAUGCCACUGAAGGAGAUACAAUAGUCGUUGAUGUGUAUAAUCGAGCAAGAGAAAAUGUAACCAUUCACUGGCAUGGAGUCAAGCAGCCUAGAUAUCCGUGGUCAGAUGGCCCUGAGUUUAUUACUCAGUGCCCCAUUCAACCGGGUUCAAAAUUUAGCCAAAAGAUUAUACUUUCGGAUGAGAUAGGAACUUUGUGGUGGCAUGCCCAUAGCGACUGGUCACGUGCAACCGUGCACGGCGCUAUCAUCAUAUAUCCCAAGAAGAAAAAUAACUAUACUUUUCCAACGCCUGAUGCAGAAGUCCCCAUCAUAUUAGGGGAAUGGUGGAAGAGUGAUAUACAAGCAGUUCUUACCGAGUUUCUUAAUAGUGGAGCAGACCCAAAUAGUUCUGAUGCUUUCCUCAUAAACGGUCAACCUGGUGAUCUCUAUCCAUGCUCAAGACUAGAUACAUUUAAAUUGACGGUGGAAUAUGGGAAAACUUAUUUGAUCAGAAUGAUUAAUGCAGUCAUGAACAAUAUUAUGUUCUUUUCCAUUGCAAACCACAGUGUCACGGUAGUUGGAUCGGAUGCUAGCUACACGAAGCCAAUCAUAAGUGAUUAUAUUAUCAUCUCUCCUGGACAAACCAUUGAUUUCUUGUUGAAAGCUAACCAAAAACCUAGUCGCUACUACAUGGCUGCCCACGUUUAUGCUACUCAAAAUACUGCACAGUUUGUCCCUCAAGCCCUAUGGAGGCCUCGAAAUGGCACAGAAGUAAGAGUUCUUGACUAUAAUUCUACAGUGGAGAUUGUUUUCCAGGGAACAAACACAGUUGCAGGAAUAGAUCAUCCUAUGCACUUACAUGGACAGAGUUUUUAUGUAGUUGGGUGGGGAUUUGGAAACUUCGAUAGAGACAGAGAUCCAUUGAAUUAUAAUCUUGUCGACCCUCCUCUAAUGAAUACAAUUGCAGUUCCUAUAAAUGGUUGGACAACAGUAAGAUUCAAAGCAAGUAAUCCUGGAGUUUGGUUGUUGCAUUGCCAUUUAGAGCGCCAUAUAAGUUGGGGAAUGGAGAUGGCAUUCAUUACCAAAGAUGGCAAGGGAAAAGAGGCUAGAAUGUUGCCUCCACCUCCAGAUAUGCCUCCAUGUUGAUGCUACGGCUAAUUACAAGUUUCACAUUCUACCGACAAUAUAUAUACAUCAAGUGUAGCCGACGAGCUUGUACUAUAUGUGGAAGAAGUAAAACAUCAUAUGAAGAUCGGUUCACUUGUAAUAUGUUUGGAAUUGUAUAAGAUUUGUAAGGACAAAUUGUUAGUUCAAUUAGUACCAUAAGAAAAUAAAUUUAUCUAGCUCAAAAUUUGAUAAAUAUUCUCUUGGAGAAUUUAUAUUGUAGAUUGUUUUCAAGUUCAUGAGUAAUAAAUAAUAAGAUCUAAAGGAUCUUUUGAUUUCUAAA
Molecule: messenger RNA, 1738 nt
Organism: Olea europaea var. sylvestris
Lineage: Eukaryota; Viridiplantae; Streptophyta; Magnoliopsida; Lamiales; Oleaceae
Product: laccase-15-like
Exons: 7
Coding region: 139-1437 (432 amino acids)
Molecular function (GO): oxidoreductase activity; copper ion binding
Source: RefSeq, a predicted model, not a curated record